AUGGCCGGAGUUGGUUGGGCGAGAACAGAGUUGAAAGGCGAGGUCGGCAAAUCCGGCAUCAUUCCCGGCCGGGUCUUCUCUGAAGAGCAGAGCAUGGGACUCCGGUUCGGAUGCGAUCUCGGCGCGAGGUGUGGCAUCAUCUGCCGACUAUUCGGUAAUAGUCAGCGGGCACAGGCGUCGGGAACACAGCCCGGCAAGUCACUCCAGAUCCAAAGGAUCCGUUUGAAAGCAUCGAAAACAUUCUCUCUCUUUGACCUCAUCCUUGUGCCACUGCCGGACGUACCCUCUCCCUCCACUCUCAGCCAACCUCAACCCCGCACGAUGGCGCCCAAGGGUCCGUACAAGCUGGUCACGGUCAACACCGCCCCCGAGCGGGCGAAGCGGCUCGUCGGGCGAGUCGUCGAGGAGCUCAAAGACAGCUACACGAUCGUGCACGUCGCCAACUGCGAGAAGAUUGAGGAAGUCGAAGGCAAGGUGAAGGAGCACCAGCCAGAUGUCCUUUUCUGCGCAUCCAUGUGGACGGCGGAGGAGGCGGACCAGAUCCUCACCACGGCGAGGACGCUGAGGCCGGGCAUCAAGACGCACGCGAUCCCCCACGGCCUGCAGGUCGAGAGGGGUCCCGAUGCGAUUGUCGAGCACUUGCUCGAAAAGGUUCCCCAGCUACUUGAGGAGUAA
Molecule: messenger RNA, 675 nt
Organism: Colletotrichum higginsianum IMI 349063
Lineage: Eukaryota; Fungi; Ascomycota; Sordariomycetes; Glomerellales; Glomerellaceae
Exons: 4
Coding region: 1-675 (224 amino acids)
Source: RefSeq, a predicted model, not a curated record